AUGACAUCCCAGGCUGUCUACAAUGUCGACAGCUAUCACAUCAACGUUGAGAUGGGUGAUGGCGCCAUCCAUCUGCUGGUACAACGCGCAGCCGCCAGUGGCGCCCUGCUGGCCCUACCUCGGAUCCUUGGAGCUGUUCUCAUCGAUGGUGGUCACAAUCGACAUCAAGGCUUCUUGAAUGUUGAUGCCACACUGGCUCAUAUUCAGGCUGCAGGCUAUGCCGACAGCCAAGGCGUUGCGAUAACAAAUACUUCAGCGAAUUUUCAAUUUGAUUCGAUCGUCGUCACCCACUGGGAUCAAGACCAUUGGAACGGUAUCGUCAGGUUGUUCAACGUCAAUAUGGCAGCCCAAAUUAAUGCUGGAACAGUGACGGUUGACGAUGUCCAGUGCUCUUAUCUCAAAUAUAACUCACGCACCGGAGCCCCUGAAACAACUUUAUAUGCGCCGUACUGGUAUGGGAAGUCUGGAACCAGAAUGACAGAGCAGAAAGGUUUCGCGAAGGCCUUCGUGCAGCUCGACACUACCGGACCGAGCUUGACCUGUAGCUUUCGCGUUGUCGACAUGGCUGCCGGCGUGAUUCUAGGUAUCAGGGAGAACUUCAUACAAGUUUCCACACAGCGCAAUGCCAGCUUUCUAGGAGCCAACUUCUUCAGUGGAGACCGUUUGCCAACCACUACUAGUCCUACGACUAUCACCUCGGUCGAGAAAUUGCUCUCGCAGGACGUCCAUAAGAAACGGAUCAACAAGGAAAUGCGUCCGGGUAUGUAUUGCGUGGCUGCAGAUCGUAACACUAUCGGUCCUCUCAGGCUGGGCGUGGUCAACGCGCUGCCAACGCUGACCAAUCAACACUCGAUUGCCUGCAUGAUCAUAUGGCCCGACGGAAGGCUCUCGCACUAUUUUGCUGGCGACUUAAGCUACGACAUUGAGCAGGCUAUUGUCAAAUGGAGCCGGGUUCUGAACCCAUCGCGGAACCUGAUGUCCAUGAAGUCUUCACACCAUGGCGCAGCUACUUCUACGCCAGUAGAAAUUCUAGAAAAUUGGGAUCCACAAACGAUCAUCAUUUCGGCGGGCAACGACUAUGGUCAUCCACGUUGGGAACUAAUGUUCUACAUCGAAGCUCAAUGGCUGAAAGUACCUAGACGCAGGCCAGUGCGCCGCGUUUGGCCCUGUCGUUAUCCAUACUACCUCUAUGUCGCAAUGCCGGUCACUAUUCCGCCAACAUGGCUGGCCAGCAACCCGAGGAAAAUCUCCCCAGGCGCAUUCUUUAACGAUGGAAUCGGUCAAGCAAAGUAUCGGAAUGACCUCACCAAUCUGUACAACUCUAUCACCCCUGCUACCGGUGUUGCCAGCCCUCUCGUGGAGUUCAACGACCCUGUUACUGGCGCCAGCGGCUUGAACCGGACUGCGCAGCUGGCGUGGCUCAAUCAAGCUGUGGCCGAUCGGUGGGACAAUCUGUCAUUGAUAAGGGUCGGGGCGGCGGGUGCGGCGGGUGCGGCCCCCGGCGCCGCUGCCGUUGGCGCCGCGAACAGUGUUGCAAGCGAUCAGAGCACCAUCGAGUUUCUGCUGCUUCAAUGUCGCUCAACAGACCUUACUGAUGGCCAAGUCUCGUUCAAGACAGUCAAUGAUCCCGUAUUUGCGGGCCAUCUUCAUACCUUCGGCUCGGUGGCACCCAAGGCACAAAUGACUACAAGACGGACCAUGGCGUUGCGACAGACGCUCACUGGACCUCGCACAACCAUGCGGCUUGCGCAACCGAGUGCCAAGCAGAACUUGGGCACGGUCAGAAUCAUGCCAGAGCUUUAUUCGGCGGGUGAAGAUGUAGACCCCGAUGAAGGAUCGGAUACUGAUGACGAUGCCGAAGAUACAGUUAUAGGCAGGAAGGUCAAUUCAAGACCGCAUACAACAGCGUCUAAAGCUACGAGCAUAGGGAUUGAGACUGGUUUAGGUGGUCUUCCCACGACAGGGUACACAUUCUUCUGUUCGGCACUGCAGGAACAAACUUCGUCAACGACCUUCUCGUUGGGUCAAGGAGAUCUGAACGACUUCAUCACAGCUCUGCAUUGGGGUAUGCUGACACUAUCGUCGACCCCACCCUCAGAAACGAAAGCCACCACCGUACAGAUCCUUGCUCAAGAUGAAUGGAGCGCUUGGUUCACUGAGGCCCUUCCUGCUACCAACUUUUCCGUGAGUACCACAACGACCAGCGUAGCCAGCUUCCAGGUAACAAUCUCGAUUCCUUCGGUCAAAACGGGCGUACCAUCGCUUGAUUUCGACACAGCGGCAGUGAAUAAUGCAUUUGAUCUGAGCACUGCCCAAGCUCUCCAGCCGAACGGGCUGCUAUCCGGUUAUGACACGCUCAUAUUUGGUCUCAGCCCAGAAGCGAAAGACGUCGAUUUCACAUUGAACGACCUUUUCCAUUUCGCUGGUCAGCCGCUUCCCGGAGCCGACCUUGUUGGCGCACUUAGCGACGUCACAUUGACAUUGAGACCAGGUAAGGACCGUGGCGACAGAAACGCCAUCUGGUUCGUCCCUAGCUACUACUACCGUACUGUGGUCCGAUUAGAGCCACACUUAGACACCGCGGCCCUGACGACUUUCAACAGGUUUCUCGAGGCUCACCUCUCGGGACUACAGGUCCUGUGCGCAACAGUUGUUGCGAAGAAGACCAUGAAUUAUGUCGCUCAUGUUAGUGGCGCGGAGGUGGAAACGCAGCCGCAGAUCUUCGUCUCUGCCGAUGCCCAAUUGUCGAUUAACAAGUCGACCCUCUUGUUUACCAUGACGAUGACAUUCUCUCCACAAACGUUGGAUUUCACGCUGGAAUUCAAGUCAGGAGGUGUUCUGCAAGAUUGUGUCGAUUGGCUGGUACAGCUGCUCGGUGUCGAUCUUCCAUGUAUGCAGUGGAUUGAUAAGGCCGCUGCGUUUCUUGACAAGAACCUCCAGCUGCGACGUGUGUAUGUGCAAAUCGCCGUGACCAACAAAGGGCCCAAGGUCGUAACCUGCAAAUUUGAUGCUCAAGUCACGCUGUCCAUUGGUGGGGAGAAGACCGAUACGGACCAAACCAAAGUAGCAAUCAGGUUGACAUAUUGCUACCCGAGCGGCAAAGUUGGGAAGCUGACAGGAUGUAUAUGGCCUGCACCAUUACCUCCCGCGCUGCCGCCUCGACUCGAUCCGCUUUUCGAACCGUUCGAUCAGUUCGAUCCCCUGCCUGAUCAAGAAGGUGCUUACACAUUCGCCAGGACCUUCAACCUCGAGAAUCUGUAUCCAAAUGGCGAUAAGCUGCUUUCCAUACCCGAUCAGAUCCCCCACAAUGUCUGCCAGGCCCUCCUACAGAUCGACUCUGACGGUAUCUACUUCAGUGGCUUGAUCACUACUCCUCCGCAAACGCCUGUGGACGUUCCAACUAUUUCGCUCAAUCAGUUGGGACUAAUAGCCAGCUACAAAUUUGGCUCAACAGCCGAGCCUACGGUACAGCUCACGUUCACAGUCCAGCUUACGCCCCCAGCGAAGACCUACUGGCCCGUUGCACUCCUAGACGGGCGGGUCAUGUACUCCAAAACCGCUGCAGGUGCGAACUGGACACUGGCUGCCGAUCUCCAAGACCUGAAUGUCGCAGCUCUAUAUUCUUUCUUUGACAGCGAUACGCAGGACACAGCCAUGCAGAUGAUGGCAAAGAUUUUCAUAAGCCGGCUGGACCUCGAGUACCAAUACUCCUCUGGCAAGCCCAGCUCCUUUCUCUUCACGGGCAUUCUCUUGUUCGGGGAUUUGGAGCUCGACUUGACGUAUACAUACAAUCCUCCGGAAAAGAGAUUCUCGGCCGUCCUAGGAGCCGACUCCAAACAAGCUAGUACCGCGACACUGGGGUCAGUCAUCGCCAGCAUCUCAGACGACGUCACGGGCCUGCCCAGCUUCGUUGCCGACAUAGCCAUCCCGUCAGCUGCCGGCAAAGGCGGGCUUGUCUCGAUAGACUACUUCAAGUCAAGUACAGCGCCACUCGGAGACUAUGUUAUUUUCAUAGCCAACAUCGAUCUGGACGUGCUGAGCUUCACUUACGUGCAGUUCUUCCAUGCUAGCUGGCCUAAGGGGACCAGUCCAAAACGUCUUCUGCGCGUUGCGGUUCAAGCUCUCGGUCAUGAUAUAUCGAUGCCGAUCCUCGGUACUCUUCCGCAGCCUUUUGACGAGAUGGACUUCAUCUGGGUCCAGGACAGCAGUGGUCAAGCAGCACCUGGCGUCUUCCCUGGUUUCACCGUCCAGGAAAUCGGCGCGAUCAAUGAUGAGCUAGGAACACUUCACAUAUCCGAUACCUUCCGUUACAAGAACAUCAACUCGCAGCCUAAACCCACCGACGUCGUCUUGAAGGAGGGCAAGCACUUCAUCGAGGAUCCGGCUCCAUCCAAGCACGCCUUGGUCCUGCGAGGUCGCGAGACGACGAUCAGGUCCCGAUCGAUGGACAUUGUGGUCCGGGAGGAUCCUCCAGCGGAUGUCCCCUCUGCUCCGCCAGCCAUGGCUGCAGCAACACGCUCGUUCGGCCCUCUCACCAUGUCCAACAUUGGCUUGCAGUACAAAGACUCGGCAUUGUUCGUCAUCAUGGACGCAAAAAUGGUCCUUGGUCCCAUCGAGUUCGAACUCCUAGGCUUCGGGCUCGGCAUCGAUCUGAGCAACGGAAUGUCCCUGACCAAGUUUCCCAAGCCGGAAGCGACAAUCAGCGGCCUCGCUAUUGGUUUCAACGCGCCGCCAGUCCUCAUCUCUGGCCUUUUCAGCCACAUCAGCAAGCCAGGAGAAGACAUGUACGUUGGCGGUGUAGCCGUAGACUUUGACCCUUACACCUUCCUCGCGGCAGGCGGAUAUGGCACAAUCACCCCAGCAUCGGGUACAUCCUAUCACACGGUGUUUCUGUUUGCUGAUUUGCAGGGACCACUUAUCGACCUCGAAUUCAUCGAGCUUUCUGACGUCUGUGGUGGUUUCGGGUACAAUUCUGCGGUCACUCUUCCUACGGCGUCACAGGUGUUCCAAUUCCCAUUCAUUGGCGACAAUAUGACAUCGAAAGUCGGUGGCGAUCCACUGGCUACAAUAACGAACCUCACGGACGGUGUGUGGAUCACGCCACGGCCCUCAAGCCUAUGGCUAGCCUUCGGUGCAAAAGUCGAGGCCUUCUCCGUGCUAUCAAUCGACGCCGUUGUCGUUGUCGAGUUCAACCCAUACGUGACACUCGGGAUCUUCGCUGACGCGAUCGCGACCGUGCCUCCGUCGGAAACGGAUGGGGCUUCUUCUCAGGGGAAACUGGCGUACGUAGAGCUUGGCAUCACCGGUGUCGUGGACUUCCAGGCCGGUUCAUUGAUAGUGACCGCACAGCUGGCGCCGUCAUCCUUCAUCCUGGAUCCAGAUUGCCACCUGACGGGAGGCUUCGCGCUCGCGACGUGGUUCGGAUCCGAGCACUCAGGAGACUGGGUCUUCUCUCUAGGUGGGUAUCACGCAGCAUACCAGAAGCCUGCGCACUACCCCGAUGUGCCGCGCUUAGCGAUCAACUGGUCUCUCGACGACUGCUUGUCGAUCACGGGAAAUGCCUACUUCGCAAUCACACCCAAGGUGUGCAUGGCGGGCGGUCUUUUGCAAGCGCAACUGUCCUGUGGUCCCCUCGGAGCGCACUACGAUUGCUGGGCGGACUUUCUGAUCAAUUACAAGCCGUUCAAUUUUGUCGGCGAUGUUGGCGUCUCGGUUGGUGUUUCGUUCUCACUCGACCUGCUCUUUGUGACGAUAUAUAUUGACGUUGAGAUUGGGGCGAGUGUGCAUCUUACUGGGUUGCCCAUCCAGGGCUAUGUCCAUGUCGACUUCUGGGUAUUUGGGUUUGACAUUCACUUCGGCCCUGACCCGGGACCUACCCUUGCUUGCACGCUGCCUGCGUUCUGGGACCUUCUUCUGCAGCAAAGCAAGACUCAACAGCAGGUCAUGCUACCCGGAGAUAGCCAGCAAGAGCAGGUUAAGCCAACGAAACUGCUCAUAACCCCAGCAGUCGAUCCUGGACACAAGCUGACUGUCGACUCCGGUAUGGCCACUGGAAAUGGCUCGCAGACUUCAACCGACGCCGACACAUGGAAUGUUCGUGCUGGUACAUUCGCUUUCCGUGUCGUAUCAAUAUUCGCACUACAAACCCUCCAAGUCAAUGCUCAACCCGUCGUCGGCUCGACCGACACUAAGCUGCAAUCGCGACCCAUGCACAUCACUAAAGACCAGACCAUGACCUCGACCAUGACUAUCCAGAUCGCCUCGGAGCAGGCCGGUGAACAAGUCAAAAUCUGGGGUCUUGAGCGUGUAGACAAAUCCUGCCCUGUUGCGCUCUGGGGUGCUUACGACCCCAACCAAGACCCCCUGUCCCCCAACACCAACACCAGCGACCUCCUCAACGGCAGCACUCAACCCUCCAUCCCCCUCCUCAUGGGCACAACCUGCAUCGCGCCCCCACCUACGCUCUCAUCAGACAUAAUCCCCGCCUUCAGCGCCAUCGACCUCAUGUCCAAGAUCGUGUCCGACGUCGAGUUCCCCAACACCACAGACACAGCCUCCUCAAGCUGGAAUGCCGCACCUCGUAAGGCAGGCGCACAGCAGUGGACCGCCGUUGAGCAAGCUUGGAACGUAGGUAACGGACCACCAGCGAGGCAGGAAGCGGCGGAUUUUGUGAAUGCGUGGAUCGAUUUGUUCGGAUGGGACGAUGUGCGGACUUCCGAACAGGGCAAGUCAGGGACGUGGAGGUGGCAGGAUCUGGAUCCUGCGCCGCCAGGGAUAACGCUGCGCAAUUUGUCAGAGGUCUAUAUGGCAGCGCCGUGUAUUUCAGUGUGA
Cyphellophora attinorum is the source of this 6831-nucleotide messenger RNA. RefSeq lists its product as uncharacterized. The record is from RefSeq and is a predicted model, not a curated record. Lineage: Eukaryota; Fungi; Ascomycota; Eurotiomycetes; Chaetothyriales; Cyphellophoraceae. The transcript has 5 exons. Bases 1 to 6831 code for a protein of 2276 amino acids.